AAAAAAAUAAUAGCAAUCAUGACAAUAACAUCUUAAUUAAUAUCUUUUAAUUAGAAAUAACUUACGCAGUGCUUACUAAAAUAAUUUAUUAGUUCUUUUGCACGUUUGUUGAGAUGUUCCAGUGCUUCACACGCAUAUCUUACCCCAUUCAAAUUUUUAUUAAUAUCUUGCCAUUCAAUUAUUUUUUUCUUCAAUGUGCCACUUUCGCACCAAUUUACUUUCAAGUAAAAAUAAUCAAGUCCAAAUAUAAUAUUUUCAAUUUGCAAUCUAUUUUCAUGUUUUUCUUGAUCCACGGGAAUUCCGUUUGCCCAAAUAAAUUCGAGAAAUGGUUCUCCUUCAUUAGGAAGUUUACCUUCAUAAAUUGGAUCUGAUCCUAAUUUGAAUCGAUGCCAAAUUUGCACAGUCGACCUACCAACUAUAAGUUGUAAAGUUUCAUUCUCAUU
Messenger RNA from Rhizophagus irregularis DAOM 181602=DAOM 197198, 443 nucleotides. The record is from RefSeq and is a predicted model, not a curated record. NCBI's taxonomy places the organism in Eukaryota, Fungi, Glomeromycota, Glomeromycetes, Glomerales, Glomeraceae.